CUUGCCAUGGUCCUGUCUCCACGUGAAGAGUUGCUAUCACUAAACAAGAGAAAACAGUUUGUGCUACAAGCACAGGCAGGAGCGAAACCUUUGAGUAACUUAGUCCUCACCAGAACAACAAAUUGGGGGAGAAAAAGAAAGAAACAUUCCAUGUCUUGUCUUUCACUGUGUACGUGAUUUGAGCUUUGGUGGUUAAGUAUCUGUUUGUUCGUCCCUGAACCAGACACUGACCUCACCCCCACCUGCUUCCCAGGAGUUUGUCUCAAUCCUGUUGCUUUUAGGUACUUUCCCAGAACACAAGGACUUGAUUUGAUUUUACGUCAAUACUCUGAUGGGAAGCCAAGGAGAGAGAACUGACUGCCUAUAGCCUUUAAGGCUAGCGUUGGGAGGCAGGUCAGGAUUGACUCCUACAGUCUUAGAAGGUAAUGUUCUUAUUCCUGCUUGACAGCUUGAUUCAGAUUAAAAGUAUCGUGCUGCUUUCUGACUUGAGUGCACUGUUUUCCUUUUUUUACUAGCUGCAAGAUAAGAGUCAAGCCAGGAUCCAGGGGCAUGUGCCAGGUUUGGAGACCACACCUGGGACCAUUCCAGGCAGCACUGUGGGUUAAGCCCAAGGCAUCAGCCAGCAACAAUUGCUAGAAAUAGACUGAAAAGAGCAGGACGGGGUAUUGCCUUCUAGGACAAUCUCUAUUAACUAUCCUGACCAGAAAUAAGAGGAAGAAGCAGAAAAUCCCUCAGACCCCGAGGAAGAAAAUGAAGCGAUUGUUGCAAGAGUCAGAGGAAGAAAUCAUGGUCACCAUGGGACCCUCCUCCAAGCUUUCCCCAGAUAAAGCUAAGGUCGAGACUAUGUGUGGCAUCAAGAGCAAGUCCUCAGGCCCUGCUGGAUCCUCACCAGAGGACAGUUCCCUGACCCCUCGCUGUGGGUCAGUAGCCUCAGCCACUGGUGGGGAUAGAAAUGGAGGCCAGGCCCAACGUUGCAGCUUUGGGCAGCAGGCCAGCAGCCAGCUGCUUCUGGGCUCCACUGCCUGUGUUUCAGGCUCUGGCUCUCAGGACCUCUCAUCUGCUAGCAUUACCACAAGCUGUCAAGAGCCCUCAGAGAGGAAUCAAGCCAAGCCCCUUUUGUCCAGAGGCCUUGGCCAAGGCUGCAGCCCUGAACAGCGAGAACCUUUGGGGGAUGUAGUAGACUAUAUUAUCAGAGAGCUGCAAGGCAUCAGCCAUCUGCAAACUGAGAUUGCUGAGCUGCAGCAGCACUUAAGCCAAGUCUGGGGUUCAGUGGAUGAAGUCUCGAGCUGUGUAGACUUGGUUCUAAGUGAGAUAGAAGGCUUGCAGGUGGCCAGCAGCUCCCUGGCCAAGGUGUGUGUGGGUGGAAAGGCCCAGGAACCCCAUGUGGACCGACCCAGUGAGGAAGCCAUUCUGUAUAUGUAUGGACUUCCUGAACAAGAUGGGGAGAAUACCAUGGAGCUGGUGCACAGCUUCCUGGCCAAGCAUCUCUGUGUUAAUGGCAUGCAUUGCAACAGGUACAUCAGAGAGGCUUACAGGGCAGGCAGAGCCCCAGCCCCCAGGCCUGCUGUUGUGAAGCUUGCCCAUCUAGAGCACAGAGACUUCAUCUUGCAGAAAUCCAUCCUCUUGCAGAAUGUAGGGGUCUGGAUUGCCACCAGAGAAGAACCAAGCUGGCCACAGUGCUAUGAGAAUCCCCAAAAAGAGUCUCUAUCAUUUUUGCAACAACUUCAGGAUCGUAAUUCAAAUUCUUUAAACUUGGAUGAACCAGUUCUUCAGAUGGAAACAGGAGUCAGAGGACCCAUAACAGGAGCAUAUCAAAUGAGGGCUCAGAAUCAACAUAGAGAACCCCAGACCCCUGAACAGCAAGGCCUUUGCUUCCCACCCAAGAACAAUUUAGCAAAGCCAAGUGAUGUGUCUAAGCCAGGGGACGAAGUAAAAGGAACAUCAGGAACAUCCCAAGUCAUCAGUCGUGGCUGUGGUGAGCUGACAGGGAGAGAGGCGUCUCUGUCUACCCUCCAUCAAUUUGAGGAGCCUUCCCUAGUGUUAAUCACAAAAGAGGAGGAUUCUGGGAAAUCCCAGGUUUUCAAACAAUACAGCCAAGGACUUGAAGCAUGUGAGGUAACAGAAAGAGAACACUGCAGCGAUAAGAAUGAGGCCAGCAGCUGCCUGUCACUGUGUGGGUUGCUGAACACAGAGGACAAGCUCCUGGCCUGUGAAGCUGGGCUUGAUGUUCUGAGCUCAAAGCAGUUAGAGGACCUUUUGAUAGAUAAGUCCAGGAGGUUUGCAACUCUGAGCUGUGACAGCAUGAUGGAGGAAAUUAUCAUAGGGCCCAAGACUUUCAGUGACAUGGUUCAUAUUGACUUGAAUGAAGAGGAGGAAUGUGCUUCUCAGGUCCUUAAAGAUGUCUUUGAAAAGUCUUCUUGUGGUCUGAGUGGCUCACAGGAGGAUGAAGAUGUAGAAAUUAAAUUUUACAUGAGUAAACUGGGCCGAGCAGUUCACCACUUUCGUUCAGCUCUGCAGGGAGUAUUUCAGAAGAUGGAGAACAGUGGGUCCAUCAGUCCUGAGGACCUGGAAAGCAAUGAGAGUGGAUCCCAGUCAGAGAUCAGCGAUAGACUUCUUGGGACAGUGAGUUCAGGGCGUGCCCAGGAUUUCUCAGUGGAUAGCCCUGAAAGUCAGGGGAGUGAGAGCUUGCUCAGUGUGGUCUCUGGUGGAAUGGGCAUCUCUACACAGGGAGACCAAACCUCUCAGUAUCCCAACAACUUCUCUCUGGCUUGUAAUAACCUGCCUCUUGCAUAUUCUUUGCCAGAUGUUGCUCUGGCUCCGUGUCUGGGAAGUGAAACUUGUUCCGGGCCUGAAUCUCCCAAGCAGGUCAGACUAAGCCUAGAGCAAGUGUGUGCAGAGACCAUCUACCUCAACAAGUGCACCUACAAUUUUAAAAAUAUUCUAAGAGAGAAAAGACUGAGGCAGAAAAAACUUUUGCACGAGCUAGUACAGAAGGCAAACCAUCUCUCAGUAGAAGACAUGCACCCAGAAGGAAAGCGAGGAGCCCUUCAGAUUCCGGAUGAUGGUGACCCUUCUUUGCCCCAGUGGCUCCCUGAUGGGCCAGCUGGAGGACUCUAUGGCAUUGACAGCAUGCCAGAUCUACGCAGAAAGAAGCCACUGCCACUUGUCAGUAAUCUGUCACUGGUCCAGUCCCGGAAGGCAGGGAUUACUUCUGCAAUGGCUACACACACCUCUCUCAAGGAUGAAGAGCUGAAAUCCCAUGUAUAUAAGAAAACCCUCCAGGCCUUAAUCUACCCCAUCUCGUGCACCACACCCCACAACUUUGAGGUCUGGACGGCCACUACCCCGACCUACUGCUAUGAGUGUGAGGGCCUGCUCUGGGGCAUCCCCCGGCAGGGCAUGCGCUGCAGCGAAUGUGGAGUCAAGUGCCAUGAGAAGUGCCAGGACCUACUCAACGCCGACUGCCUGCAGCGGGCUGCAGAAAAGAGCUCUAAACAUGGAGCUGAGGACCGGACCCAGAACAUUAUCAUGGCCAUGAAGGACCGCAUGAAGAUUCGAGAGCGGAAUAAGCCGGAGAUCUUUGAAGUUAUCCGGGAUGUCUUCACUGUGAGCAAAGUUGCCCAUGUGCAACAGAUGAAAACAGUGAAGCAGAGCGUGCUAGACGGCACCUCCAAAUGGUCAGCCAAGAUUACCAUCACUGUGGUUUGUGCCCAGGGCCUACAAGCCAAGGACAAGACAGGAUCCAGUGACCCUUAUGUGACUGUGCAAGUGGGCAAAACCAAGAAGCGUACCAAGACCAUUUUUGGGAACCUGAAUCCUGUUUGGGAGGAGAAGUUCCAUUUUGAGUGCCACAACUCUUCUGACCGCAUUAAGGUACGUGUGUGGGAUGAGGAUGAUGACAUCAAGUCAAGAGUAAAGCAGCGGCUAAAGCGAGAGUCUGAUGAUUUCCUCGGCCAAACUAUCGUUGAGGUUCGGACACUGAGUGGCGAGAUGGACGUUUGGUACAACUUGGAGAAGAGGACAGACAAAUCAGCCGUCUCAGGGGCUAUCCGACUCCAAAUCAGUGUGGAGAUCAAGGGGGAAGAGAAGGUAGCCCCGUAUCAUGUGCAGUAUACGUGUCUCCAUGAGAACCUUUUCCAUUACCUCACAGAUGUUCAGGGCAGUAGAGGAAUUCGGAUCCCUGAGGCUCGAGGAGACGAUGCGUGGAAGGUGUACUUUGAUGAAACUGCCCAAGAAAUUGUGGAUGAAUUCGCCAUGCGCUAUGGCAUCGAAUCCAUAUAUCAGGCCAUGACGCACUUUGCAUGUUUGUCAUCCAAGUACAUGUGUCCUGGUGUGCCAGCAGUGAUGAGCACCUUACUGGCCAACAUCAAUGCCUACUAUGCCCACACAACCGCCUCCACCAAUGUCUCUGCGUCUGAUCGCUUUGCAGCCUCCAACUUUGGGAAAGAGAGAUUUGUAAAACUGCUGGACCAGCUACACAACUCACUGAGGAUUGACCUCUCUACAUACAGGAAUAAUUUCCCUGCUGGGAGCCCUGAGCGGCUUCAAGACUUAAAGUCCACAGUGGAUUUGCUAACCAGCAUUACUUUCUUCAGAAUGAAGGUGCAAGAACUGCAAAGCCCUCCAAGAGCCAGCCAGGUGGUAAAGGAUUGCGUGAAGGCCUGUUUGAACUCCACAUAUGAGUAUAUCUUCAACAACUGCCAUGACUUGUACAGCCGUCAGUACCAGCUGCAGGAGCUGCCUCCAGAGGAACAAGGGCCCAGCAUUCAGAACCUGGAUUUUUGGCCCAAACUCAUCACGCUCAUUGUGUCAAUCAUAGAGGAAGAUAAGAAUUCCUACACACUCGUUCUGAACCAGUUUCCUCAGGAGUUGAAUGUGGGAAAAGUCAGCGCAGAAGUGAUGUGGCAACUCUUUGCCCAAGACAUGAGAUAUGCACUGGAGGAGCAUGAGAAAGACCGGCUCUGUAAGAGUGCUGACUACAUGAACCUGCACUUCAAGGUGAAGUGGCUCCACAACGAAUAUGUGCGGGAUCUGCCUGCCCUCCAGGGGCAGGUGCCUGAGUAUCCUGCGUGGUUUGAGCAGUUUGUCCUACAAUGGCUGGAUGAGAAUGAGGAUGUGUCCCUGGAAUUCCUGCGUGGAGCCCUGGAACGAGAUAAGAAGGAUGGGUUCCAACAGACAUCAGAGCAUGCACUCUUUUCCUGCUCUGUGGUGGAUGUCUUCACACAGCUCAACCAGAGCUUUGAGAUCAUCCGGAAGCUGGAAUGCCCAGACCCCAACAUCCUUGCCCACUACAUGAGGAGAUUUGCUAAGACCAUCGGGAAGGUGCUGAUACAGUAUGCAGAUAUCUUAUCAAAGAACUUCCCAGCUUACUGCACAAAGGAAAAAAUGCCCUGCAUCCUGAUGAACAACAUGCAGCAACUGAGGGUCCAGCUGGAGAAAAUGUUUGAGGCCAUGGGAGGCAAGGAGUUGGACCCCGAAGCUGCAGACAGUCUGAAGGAGCUACAAGUGAAACUGAAUACAGUUCUGGACGAGCUCAGCAUGGUGUUUGGAAACAGUUUCCAGGUGCAGAUUGAUGAGUGUAUUCGACAAAUGGCUGACAUCCUGGGCCAGGUGCGAGGCCCAGGGAAUGCAUCCCCCAACACCAGGGCCUCAGCGGCUCAGGAUGCAGAUGGUGUGCUCCGGCCUCUCAUGGACUUCCUGGAUGGCAACCUCACACUCUUUGCCACUGUGUGUGAGAAGACGGUUCUGAAGCGUGUACUGAAGGAGCUCUGGCGGGUGGUAAUGAACACAAUGGCGAGAAUGAUUGUUCUGCCCCCACUCACUGACCACACGGGCACCCAGCUGAUCUUCACUGCUGCCAAGGAGCUGAGCCAUCUUUCCAAACUCAAGGACCACAUGGUGCGAGAGGAAACACGGAGCCUAACGCCAAAGCAGUGUGCCGUCCUUGACCUCGCACUGGACACCAUCAAGCAAUACUUUCAUGCAGGAGGCAAUGGGCUGAAGAAAACUUUCCUGGAGAAGAGCCCAGAUCUGCAGUCCCUUCGCUAUGCCCUGUCUCUGUAUACACAGACCACAGACACACUCAUCAAGACCUUUGUGCGUUCACAGACUGCCCAGGGGUCUGGUGUAGAUGAUCCUGUGGGGGAAGUCUCUAUUCAGGUGGACUUGUUUACACAUCCUGGAACUGGAGAGCACAAGGUCACAGUGAAAGUGGUGGCUGCCAAUGACCUCAAGUGGCAGACAGCAGGUAUGUUCCGACCCUUUGUGGAAGUGACCAUGGUUGGCCCACACCAAAGUGAUAAGAAGAGGAAGUUCACAACCAAGUCGAAAAGCAACAACUGGGCCCCCAAGUACAAUGAGACAUUUCACUUCCUCCUGGGAAAUGAAGAGGGGCCAGAAGCCUAUGAGUUGCAAAUAUGUGUGAAGGAUUACUGCUUUGCCCGAGAGGAUCGCAUUCUGGGGCUGACAGUGAUGCCUCUGAGGGAUGUGGUAACCAAGGGCAGCUGUGCCUGCUGGUGCCCCUUGGGCCGGAAGAUCCACAUGGAUGAGACAGGCAUGACCAUUCUCCGAAUUCUGUCUCAGAGGAGCAACGAUGAAGUGGCACGAGAGUUUGUUAAGCUCAAAUCAGAGUCUCGUUCCAUGGAGGAGGGGAGCUGAGCACUAGGCUUCGGUGCCAACCAGAUGGCACCAGUUUCACAAGUCAUAGCCAAUGGGAGUUACUAUGUAGCCAACUUAGGGUCCUCGUAGUCAAGAGGCUGACUCCUUCAGUAAAGGAAACUUAAGGAAAAAUUUGAUAUGGCAACAGUAUGGCUUUUCACAGAAAGAGUCAUUAAUCCCUGACCAAUACAUGUGUGGUGCUAGGAGGUGGAGGUUACUGCAUGGGGAGAUUGUCCAUAAAGAGAGGGACAGACAUUUCUGAGAGCGUCAGCUAUUCUUGGUAGACACCCCACGCCCAUCUCUACCCUUCUCCAUACCACACCUUAUCCAGUUAGACCCAUAAGUACCAGUCAUUAGAAGAACAAGUUUAGAGGCCCUGGCGCUUGUGCCUGGCUGGGUAAUCAGCUGAGCCUACAGGUAUUGCUGAACCCUGUGGUCUGGAUUGGAGGAUGGCCAGGGCAGGAGCACGCAGAACAGAAUUCAGACUGUCUCUUGAGCAGAAUCCACUGGUUUUGUAUGGCUCCAAUGAGAAUAAGGCUUUGAAACUGAACAAGAUACCUUCCAGAAAUGAGCUGUGCUAAUCCUUCACCCAGAUUAUAUCUGUCAUGAACAGAACCAGGUUCACAUGGUGCUUCAGAGCCCUCAGCAUAUUUGGAAUCUUUGGAACCCACGCACCCGAGGCCACUGCCCAGGAGUCCCCCUACCUCACUCCUAUAGGGAGGGGAACGAUGCUUCAGGACAUGAGAGGCUGUUCUUAUGUGCAUGCGCCUGAGGGCUAGUUGAGGGAUCCAGGAGAGAGGGCUGUAUUUUCUUCUUGGGUAGGACCUGAACAAAGCCAAAAAUUAUGAAAAUCAGUCUAGAAAGAGUCCUCUUCACCUAUGGCCACUGCCUUCUGGCUGUCCCCCCAUCGCAGAAAGAAUCUAGCCUUUGGCCUCACUCCCUUUCAUCUAGGUCAGCUGCUGUUCCCCUCAUAGACGUUCACCCUACAGAAGGAGCUUGGACAAUGAUCCCUCUGUACAGGCCAGAUGGAGGGGGCCUCAACACUCCUUGGGAGGUCAGAGACAAACUCUUUCAGGGGGUCAUAUGGACUUCCCAGGCCGUUGCUCAAAGAUGUGACAUGGUCCUUGGAUAUCCUCAGCAGCCUCCUGGACUUCCUGAGGACUCUGCAUUGUCUACAGCUAUACUGGCCAUUACAUGAAAUGAAACUAAGCAUCUUUGCUGUUGUUAAUUAUUGUAUGUGCCAUUAUUACAAGCGAUUAUUGGCUAGUCUGUAAUAAAUUAUCUUAUAGCAGCC
Ceratotherium simum simum (southern white rhinoceros) is the source of this 7951-nucleotide messenger RNA. The record is from RefSeq and is a predicted model, not a curated record. Lineage: Eukaryota; Metazoa; Chordata; Mammalia; Perissodactyla; Rhinocerotidae.